Molecule: messenger RNA, 5565 nt
Organism: Parasteatoda tepidariorum (common house spider)
Lineage: Eukaryota; Metazoa; Arthropoda; Arachnida; Araneae; Theridiidae
Biological process (GO): signal transduction
Source: RefSeq, a predicted model, not a curated record
AAUUUCAUUGCCCGGCACACAAAAGAAUCAUAUUUCUCAUUUUAAUAUCAUGUUUUUUUCGUAACCUUUCUAAAACCGACACACGAGUUUGAACAAAUUUAAGACUAAAUACCUUGGCAUGACCAAACUCAUUCCUUGACAAUGAAAGGGAAAAAUAUUAAAAUAGUGAUGCCAGAUCAGAAAGCUUCGAAACUUCUCUCUUAAAUUUGCUGUUCAGCUAUGUAACAAUAUAUAGAUUUUUUUUAAAAUGGUUUCAUUAUAGAGAGGCUGAGAUUAGGGAAUCGAUUCAUUUGAUAUUUGAAACUAAAAUAAUAUAUUCAGAGAAACCAUAAUAUGAAAGAUAGUUUUAUGCAACAUGCAAAACAGCUGCCAGUCCUGACAUAGAAGGUAGCCCGAAAGCAGCAGAAUCAAGCCAAACAAAAUAGAAAAAUAAAUAAACAAAUAAAAUGGCAUUCCCUCAAGUAAUAAGAGACAGUUGUCGUACUACCCCUGCGGGUUUGCCCACCUGCUUUGAUGGCAGCAUUUAUUUUUUAACACCUGCCUCACGUGAUUUCUCAAAUCAGAUCUAGUUGAAAACAAUAUUACUUUCUGCACUCAAAUUUAUAAGAAAUAGAAGAUUACCAUUAAUUCAUCAUUUUUCUAUUUAUCCUACUAAAAGCGCCGAUUUUGGUUUUGGUUGAUCAGCUUGGGAGUUUCACGGCCACCGCCGUCGCAAACGAUAAUUAUAGGUUUUGGAAUAAAAAAUGGGCUUAAAACACACACUGUCAUCGGCAUAAAUAAUUCAAGAGGCUUUUGUCAAUUGUGGCAACAGGGUCUUGAAAAUGUUCCCAGCGGCAGCAAAUUAUGUUCUCAAAAGUUAACUAUUCCAACCCCAAGAAUGGACACAUACCGAUUUUCAAUGGCCAAUAUGGAAGAUAGCCAAGACGUGGAGCUAGACGCCAUUUUAGGCGAAUUAUGUGCUUUGGAAGACAAGCUGGAUCGAGAAAUGAUGCCUAAGAGCCAGUCUGCCAAUCAAGCCUUAAGCAACGCGUGGGCCAAUUCCAGACAGCCGAGCGGUAAUGUUCCCAGUCAGAGCAACACUAGGAAUCAGAUAGAGUCCAAAAUUAGCUCUGGUCACAGCAGGUCCAAUUCAGGGGGUGGAACAAGACCUAAAUUUGAAAUUGGAGGUCUACAGGUGGAUAUGUAUUCGGAAGAGUUCCUUCGAGCUCAAAAAAGUGACUUGAGUCUUAGAACAGAAAGCCCUGACAAUGAUUCUGCCUUCUCCGACAACGUCUCCAUGUUAUCCUCCGAAUCUUCAGCAUCCUCAGGAGGGGUAAGGGGUGAAGGAGGACACUCCAGUAGAAGCAUGUCCUCGCAAAGCAGCUGUAUGUCUCUCGCCUCCUCCCCCACUCAGGUUGAACAAGCUGCUCGCUUAAAAGCUGAAAAAAUUAAAAUAGCUUUGGAAAAGAUGAAAGAAGCAAGUAUUAAAAAGCUGUUUAUAAAAGCAUUUAGUGCUGAUAACAGCGCUAAGAGUCUACUUAUAGACGAGCGCAUGACAGUGGGCCAUGUUUGCAAACUGCUAGUAGAAAAGAACCAUGUUUCCAUGGAUCCUAAAUGGGCACUGGUGGAACAGAUACCAGAGUUAUAUAUAGAGCGGGUUUAUGAAGAUCAUGAACAUGUGGUUGAAAAUUUGCUCUUAUGGACAAGAGACUCUUGUAAUCGUCUGUUUUUUCUUGAAAGAAAAGAAAAAUAUGAUCUCUUUUUGAAUCCACAGAAUUACCUCUUAGGGUGUAGCUCUUCAGAAAAGAAUGUAGAAUUAGACGAUGAUGCGAAAACUUGCCUGUUAGAUGAAUAUUUUUCUAUGUCAAACAUUGGAGUUCCUGAAGUAGAAGGUUCUCUUUAUUUAAAAAGUGAAGGAAAGAAAGCUUGGAAGAAACAUUUCUUUGUUUUACGAGCAUCUGGGCUUUAUUAUUGUCCUAAAGGAAAAUCAAAACUCUCGAAAGAUUUACUUUGCCUGACAACCUUUGACAUGAACAAUGUUUACUUAGGGUUUGGAUGGAAGAAAAAAUACAAGUCUCCCACAGAUUAUGGAUUUGCUAUUAAACAUCCGCAAAUACAGACAAAAUCUUCAAAAUACAUCAAAUACAUGUGUGCAGAAGAUGAAAAAUCUCUUAAACAGUGGGUGAUGGGUAUUCGUAUUGCUAAAUAUGGUCUUCAACUGAAAGAAAACUACGACAUGCUUUUGAGAGAGAUGGCUGAAGAAGAUCUAGAGAAUUUGGCAAAUGCGAGAAGUUUUUCCAUCACUUCUGUUGCCAAGAGCACAGCUGCAAACUCUGACAUAACAGACAGUUCUGGCUACAAUUCUCAGACAUCAGAGAAGAACACAGACAUUGAUCAACUAGAGGAUGAGCUGCCCACUACUUUAGAGAGAUUCCAUAAGCUUCGGGUGAUCAGCCGCCAAGACUCCAUCAAGUCUAGCAAAUCUAGUAAAUCAAACGCCAGCAGCAGCAGUGGUUGCCCAUCUGAAAGAUCAAGUGGCACACCCACAACUGAUCAUUUAGUGUUUGAUACGGAUUUCCCAAUGGGUACAAUCAAAAGAAAACCAAGUAUGACUCCUAAAAUACCCUUGACAAGUACGACACGUAAUCUAGCCAAACAAUCAGGUGAAGAAACAUCUCACUUGGAUGGCAUGAGCAAUGGGAGUGGAAGUGGUGGCAGCAGCUGCAAUGGUAGCUUAAAUGGAAGUCUAGGAAGAUCAACAUGUGGGCGCUUCAGUUUGAGAAGAUCAAAGACUGAUGAUCGCAUAUCUUUUGGCAGCCUGUCUCGAAGAUCACCAAAACAAAGCUUUCAAGACACACCACCUUCUACUUUGAUGCGUGAAGAUUUGCCUUUACCACCUCCACCACUUGAAAUGCCAAAUGGGUCAGAUUGUAUGAAUUUUGACACACUUCCACCACCUCCACCAGAAGCUUUUCGUACCGAUACUCUCCGCUUAGACUCUUUACCACCACCGCCACCAUUGCCCGACGAUGAUACAGAUGUUAACUGGUUAAAUGAAUCUAGUAUCAGUGCUCUUCCUCCUCCACUAUCAUUACAAAAUGAUACUUUUGACAAAACUUCUAGCCCCGAGAAAAACUCUAAAAAGUUAUCACCAGCUGUGCCACCAAAGCCCAGGAAAGGCGUCCGACGCAGGCAGUCGGAGAGUGAUGCCCACGGCACACCACCGCGUCUUUCUCAGCACCAUAACGGACUCAUUGUAGUGAAACCAAAACCUUCUAGACAGAAUAUGAAUUUGGAGUUAUCCGUCUAUGAUUGUGGUGAAUGGACCGAUGCUUCAACACCAGGCUCUCCGCCUUGUAGAAGGACUUCUUAUGCAGACAAUCCGAAACCCCGUGCAUCCUCACGAAGUAGACGAACUAGUGCCCCCUGUGUGCCGGCUCAGUUACAGAUACAUUCUAUAAUAUCUCCAUCAGACGAACCAUCCAAACCAAUGGCUUCUGACAGGAAAUCUAGAUCUCAAUUCAAACCGUCGCCUCCCAAAAGAAGUGAAAAUACUAAGCUUUCGUCAGCUUUCACUGCUCCACAGAGGAGGUCUGCUUCAGCCUCUGCAGCACCCUACGAUCAAGAGGAAUAUCCGCCAGAAUCUUUUCUGCGUAACCUUCAAAAAGUAAUGGUCAAAAAAUGGAAAGUUGCGCAGCAAUUAUCUUCCGACAACUCAGAAGCACCUCACCAAAUUUUAGGAUUUAGGGAUCCAAAUUGUCUGCCCAUGCCCGAAGAAAUUCGUCCUUUACAGAGGUCACCUUCUUCACCCCCUCCUUUACCGACACACGCAGAUAAAAACCACAGGAGGUCUAAUUCUCAGUCUAAGUCUGGUGCUGAAAAACCCAAAGCAGAAGCAAAGCAUUCUAAAAAACAUCCACCUCCACCCCCACCUAAAAGAGCAGAGAAUAAAUCACCGCUGUGGUGAAACAUUCAGAUUCUAUGUAACAAAUUAUGUCAACUAAGAUUAGAAGUGCUCAACUCUGGUGCUGUGAAUAUGCUCAUAUUUGAAAACAAGUACCUUCUUAAAGCUAAAAAAUUCUUUAUAUAAAAUUAUAGGCAAGCAAAUGGUGCAGAUUGUUUAGGAUUCAGUGAUGGUCAAGUCUAGAUCUAUUUAAAUUUCCUAUUCUCAAGACAUAUUUAUUCUCUUUUAUGCAAUCAAUAUUGUUGAUUUCCUAAUAUUAAAAGGAUUGCAUUUUUCUUAGUAUAUGAAACCAACGGUUUAUGAGUUAAGCUAAACUCUCAUAUUUUGUUAAAUGUUGCCCAAUACUACAAAAUUGUAAAAUCAUAUAACUACAAACUUAAAAAAUUUGUUAACUAAUCUACUUAAAAAAUAAAAUGAUCAAUAUGAUUCUCUUCGACCUGUUAAAUAUUUGCUGCUCUUCUCUCGUUUUCUUUUUUUGGUAAGAGGGAAAUUUCCUAAAUUCGGAAUUAGGUAUGAAGGAUUUGUGAAUUUUUAAAAUUCAUCCUCAUGUUCUGUUUCAAUAGUAUUUUUAACGUUUAAUACACUAAACAGUUUAGUUGAAUCUGUUUAUUAACUAAAAUCUUUUUAAAAGAUUUUAGUCAGAUCUCUUAAUUUGGCAGUUAAUAUUCUUCAAAUAAAUGUGCUUUUGGAAAGUUAUUACGUUGCACCCAUUUUAGUUGUGGAAGAGAAAAAAGAUACAUUAAUAUAACAAGACAGGUUAAACAAAUGGGAUUUUUUCAACAAUUAUUGUGAAAUAGAUUGCAAUUGUGAGAAAUAAAGAGUAUACUCUCAAUUUGUCUAUGAUUGCGCACCCACAUUUAACUUAACUGACAUAUAUUAUAGGGAGCCUUACAGAUAUGAGCUUAUCAAACAACGCAUCCAGACAGGAAGAGAGAAAAUUUUAUUUGAUUAAGAGCGAUUGUUUUUUAAUACUUUUGCCUGUGAAACAUCUAUGUUUUCAUUAAUUGUUGCUAGCGCACAUUUAGCAUCUGCUUUGUACUUAUUUAUAUGUUAAAUUAUUUGUGCCAACUCAAUAUAUUCUAGUGACUCCAAUUGGCUGGACCAAUUUAAUUGUAAAUGCAUAUUUCUUUCAAGUGCACGAUUUGUAAAAUAUUGUUAUGUGAUUUUUAAAAAAAAAAAUGACAAAAUUAUUAUGGUUUAUUACAAAUUUUGAUGUUUAACUGGGUUUAAGCACAAGCUGAAAAAAAUGAGCUUACUGUAAGUAUAUAAAUAAAUAUAUAUAUAUAUAUACAAUAAUUGAUAUUUGCAAUUUUAAUAAUGCAUUACAUUAAAGCUAUUGAAGUACAAUGGAUUGUUUAAAUCUUGAUCAAAAUUUAGAAUACAAAAUUUCAUAAACAAAAUUAUCUCUUUAAAAUGCUUUUUAUGAUAGCAUUGACAAUCUGCCAGAAUCAAUCUAAUGAUUUUAAAAUUGAACCUACAAAAACUGUUAAAAUUGUAUAGUUGCAUUAUCACAUUUAUGAAUUGUUGUUAUGAAAUAUAUCAUUAACUUCUUUUGUAGUUCAUAGUUUGAAAAUAUGUGUAUGUAUGUAAUAUUGCAAUAAAAUUAUACAUCAUUUCUGAAA